This is a messenger RNA of Sarcophilus harrisii (Tasmanian devil), 1717 nucleotides long. RefSeq names its product FSHD region gene 1 (gene FRG1). Gene Ontology annotation, molecular function: actin filament binding. The record is from RefSeq and is a predicted model, not a curated record. The transcript has 9 exons. Bases 98 to 874 code for a protein of 258 amino acids. Lineage: Eukaryota; Metazoa; Chordata; Mammalia; Dasyuromorphia; Dasyuridae. Gene Ontology annotation, cellular component: catalytic step 2 spliceosome; nucleolus; striated muscle dense body.
GUCCCGCGCGCCUGCGCCGUAUAAGAGAGGUGGGAUUUGCCGAAGCGCUGAUCGCGGUAGUGUUGACCUGCUUCGGGAGCCCCCGUUCUCCGCUGUCAUGGCCGAAUACGCAUCAGUCAAGUCCACCAAGUUGGUGCUGAAGGGCACGAAGGUCAAGAGCAAAAAGAAGAAAAACAAGGAGAAGAAGAGGAAAAGGGAAGAAGAGGAAGAAAGCCAGCUCGACUGUGUUGGAAAUUGGUGGGCAGUCAGAAACUUUGGUGAAAUUUCUGGAACCAUAGCGAUUGAAAUGGACAAAGGAACCUACGUCCACGCCCUUGACAAUGGCCUCUUUACCCUGGGAGCACCACAUAGAGAAGAUGACGAGGGCCCCAGCCCUCCUGAGCAGCUAACGGCGGUCAAGCUGUCUGACACCAGGAUCGCACUCAAGUCUGGCUAUGGAAAGUACCUUGGUAUAAAUUCAGACGGCCUCGUGGUGGGGCGAUCCGAUGCCAUUGGCCCCCGGGAGCAGUGGGAGCCAGUCUUUCAAGACGGGAAAAUGGCUUUGCUAGCUUCAAACAGCUGCUUUAUCAGGUGCAAUGAAGGAGGUGAUAUAGAAGCCAAGAGCAAGACUGCAGGAGAAGAAGAAAUGAUCAAGAUUCGCUCUUGUGCGGAAAGAGAAACUAAGAAGAAAGAUGAUAUUCCCGAAGAAGACAAAGGAAAUGUGAAGCAGUGUGAAAUCAACUAUGUAAAGAAAUUCCAGAGUUUCCAAGACCACAAACUUAAAAUAAGCAAAGAAGACAGCAGAGUUCUUAAAAAGGCUCGGAAAGAUGGACUUUUUCAUGAGACACUCCUGGACAGGAGAGUCAAGUUGAAAGCUGACAGAUACUGCAAAUGAGGACAACGUUCUUCGCCAUCCUGCUCUCCUUUUCAUUGUUGUCCUGAAUAAAAUGUUCAGCAGAUGUGAUACUUUGUAAAGAAAAGUUGUUUCCUUUGUGUUGGUGAGGGUGGCCCCCCAGGACAACCCAUCAGCCUCCCUCCCCGGGGCUCAUGCUGUCAGGGGGCCUGGUUGGAAGAAGCACUUCAGACCAACGAGCCUGGAGACGUCACCCGGAAAAGGAGCCACAGCCCUGAAGUUGUCCUCUGUGAGUGGGAUAGGCAUCUUGGGGCAGCCCGAAGCUUUCCCUCCUUGGCAGCUGGAUCCAGGGUUAUCAGUUAUCAGAGAUGGGGGGCCCAAUUGGCUGAAGAGCAAAGCUAAUGAGAAACCGGGGCUGGAUGCAGGCCAAGGGAUGCACAAGAUCAGGAAUGGAAGACCUCUACUCAUGCCUUCAGAGUGUCUCCAGUGAGUGAGACCCCCACUCCCAACGGGAGGCUGGUCUGCCAAGAGGCUUCUCGAAGGAGACCAGGGCAGGCGGCCCUUGCCUGAGCAGCCGCUCCUGAUGGGGGAUUCUUCACCGAGCUGAUUCAGAGUUCACCACGAUUCUCUCCUCCGGGAAGCUACCAUGUGAUGGGGGAGGGGUGACUGCUCACACUGGCUCCAGCUCUUGGGAAAGAAAUGAGCCAGAGUGGGCAAGACCCUAAGCUACAGAACAUCCCACCCACAGUACGGAGGAGGAGGGGGCCAGGGAGGCCAAGAGGAGGAGGAACUUCAGUUCAGUUGUUCAGGCUCUGCCUGGCCCCUAGAUUGGUUCCUGGCAUGUGCAGACCCCCUUCCCCCAAUAAACAUUUCCUCUGGAUUGAU